CAUCAAAGCAUCGCACCAAUCAAUCAAUCCUCAAAGACUACCAGUCUAUUAAAGUCUAUCAAGUCUUAUAUCAAGCCUUCAUCAACCACCACAACACAACUACCUCCGCCAACCUCACCAUCACCUAAAACAAAACCAACCAACCAAACUCGCAAUGGAAUCCGUCACCCUCCAAUACCUUUCCCGGCCCGACGCUAUGGACCACAGAACCGCUACCUUCCCCUCCACCUCCCAACCCUCCACCGGCACCUCGACCCCAACUCUUGCCGCUUCCACCAAGUCCACCUCCUCCCUCAAAUCCGCGUUGAAGACCGUCGCCCGCAAAGCCCGCGAGCAUCAUCAUAGCGUCAAUGAGGCGUAUAUGACCUACUACGGUGCCGGGACGUAUAGCCCGGUCGAGAGUCGGCAGGGGAGCUUUGCGGGGAAGGGGACGUUUAAGCCGCAGGCUUAACAUUGAGCGUUAGAUAUUCAUG
Eremomyces bilateralis CBS 781.70 is the source of this 473-nucleotide messenger RNA. RefSeq lists its product as uncharacterized. The record is from RefSeq and is a predicted model, not a curated record. The transcript has 2 exons. NCBI's taxonomy places the organism in Eukaryota, Fungi, Ascomycota, Dothideomycetes, Eremomycetales, Eremomycetaceae. Bases 155 to 451 code for a protein of 98 amino acids.